Messenger RNA from Orbilia oligospora ATCC 24927, 537 nucleotides. RefSeq lists its product as uncharacterized. The transcript has a single exon. NCBI's taxonomy places the organism in Eukaryota, Fungi, Ascomycota, Orbiliomycetes, Orbiliales, Orbiliaceae. The coding region runs from base 1 to 537 and encodes 178 amino acids. The record is from RefSeq and is a predicted model, not a curated record. Gene Ontology annotation, molecular function: zinc ion binding; DNA-binding transcription factor activity, RNA polymerase II-specific. Gene Ontology annotation, biological process: regulation of DNA-templated transcription.
AUGGCGGAGGUUGCUCUAGCUCCCUCAUCUCAAUUAGUGACCCACCGCUCCAACCCCACAAAGUACUUGACGAUUACACUUCCAUUGCGCCGGUCUAUAUACUCGCCUCCUUCCUCUGCAACAUUUCCUACGGACUCACACUGGUCCUCCAAGGAAUACUCUAGGACAGAUUCCGACUUGAUACCGAAGCCUCGAUACUUAGGGACCUCAUAUACAACAUAUUCGCCUCCAAGGACCAGUGUUGUCGAUAGAUUUGGACGAGAGGAUCAGGAUCGAGGACGACAAAACAACGUUUCGCCGUCGAUGCUUCUCAGUUCGCCCUCUUCAUCCUUUAUUACUCGAGGACUUCCCCCGAUCAUCUCACCGAUGGACGCCCCAAUGCAAGGUUAUGACCAGAGGCCUUCGUCUCCAAGGACGGUUCCAAGUGGGUAUGCCGAUGCUUCGAUGGAAAUGGGUGGACCAAGUGACCUAGCACCUCGCAAGAGGUCGAAGGUCUCACGAGCAUGCGAUGAAUGUCGCAGGAAAAAGGUAUUUUAG